AGACCAUGAGCACCUACCUCUCGACGAGAAAGAAGCAACUUUUUGCUGUGGAUGUGCGAUUCGUCUCUGAUUGGAUUGUGAUCGUGUUCAGCAUCUUCAUUGUUGGCUUCUUCAUCUUGAUCCAGCAGAGCAUCUGGGACCUGGCAGCCUUGGUCCAAGAGAUGCCGGAAUACUCGCCGUCCGCCAGCGCCAGCGAGAUGGAGACCCACGAGCGGAGCUGGACGCUGAUCCUGGACCGGGUGGAUGAAGCCGCCUUUUUCUUCGACUACUUCAGGGUUGCAUUGUUUUGGUACACCUUAGUCAUUGCCACCCAGUUCUCGAAGAUCUUUGCGGGGCAGCCCAAGUUGGCGCAGUUGAUGUCAGCUUUCACUCAUGCCUCGGAGGACCUGCUCCAUUUCUGCUUGCUCUUCCUGGUCUUAUUUCUUAGCUUCGCCAUUGGCGGAUUUAUGAUUUGGGGAAUGAUCAUGGAGGAAUGGUCAACUCCCGGAAAGGCGGUGAAUAGCACCCUGAGAGCCUUGAUGGGUGAAGUGAAACUGGAGGAGAUGUACAGCUACGCUCCCUUCGGGACAUUGGUGUGGUACGGAUCCUUCUUCGUGUCCAUCGUGGUCAUCACCCUGAACCUCUUGGUUGCGAUGGUUUACGACCACUACACCAUUAUCAAGGGCCGUGCGGGCUCUGUAGCUGGCGUGGUUGAGCAGCUCUACUGGGUUUCUCAGGACCCGUUGCGUGGCCAU
This is a messenger RNA of Cladocopium goreaui, 734 nucleotides long. The record is from the annotation of a GenBank genome assembly. Lineage: Eukaryota; Dinophyceae; Suessiales; Symbiodiniaceae.